AUGAAGAAAAUUAGUCUUAAAACCUUUCGGAAAUCUUUUAACUUGAAUAAAAGUAAAGAAGAAACUGACUUCAUGGUCGUACAACCACCGUCACUAGCCAGUGACUUUGGAAAAGAUGAUUCCUUAUUCGGUAGCUGCUACGGUAAAGAUAUGGCCAGCUGUGAUAUCAACAGCGAAGAUGAAAAAGGUGGGAAAAACAGAUCAAAAAGCGAAAGCCUGAUGGGUACGUUAAAAAGGCGGCUUUCUGCGAAGCAGAAGCCAAAGGGCAAGGCCAGUGCCACGUCCGGGGGCUGCGCCGACGAGGACACCUUCUCCUGCUCCUCGGCGCCCAUCAUCUUCAAAGACGUGAGGGCGCCGCGGCCGGUCAGGUCCACGUCCCUCCGGAGUCACCACUACAGCCCCACACCGUGGCCUCUGCGACCCACCAACUCCGAGGAGACGUGCAUCAAGAUGGAGGUGAGAGUCAAAGCCCUGGUGCACAGCUCCAGCCCCAGCCCGGCCCUGAACGGCGUCCGCAAGGCUUUCCACGACCUCCAGCCCGAGCCCACGCGCCAGGAGCAGAGCAGCGCCCUCAAGAGCCCGGCGGCCCAGAACGGAGACCUGCGCCUGCACCUGGAUGAACAUGUGCCUGUCGUUAUUGGACUCGUGCCUCAGGACUACAUUCAGUACACCGUGCCUUUAGACGAGGGGAUGUACGCUCUGGAGGGACCACGCGGCGGCUGUCUGGAUGCUUCCUCCCCCAUGGAAGUCUCCGCACUGCCUCCUCCCGUGGGAGGGAGCUCGUUCCCCGAAGACGAGAGUCAGGUAGACCAGGACCUGCUCGGGGCCCCGGAGAUCUUCGUGGACCGGGCCGUGAACGGCUUGUUGAUCGGCACCACGGGAGUCGUGUUGCAGAGCCCCAGUGCCGGUCACGACGACGCCCCUCCGCUCUCCCCGUUGCUACCUCCGAUGCAGAAUAGUCAAAUCCAAAGGAACUUCAGUGGCCUCGCUGGCGCAGACGCCCACGUGGCCGAAAGCAUGCGCUGCCAUUUGAAUUUCGAUCCCAACUCUGCCCCCGGCGUUGCCAGAGUUUAUGACUCGGUGCAAAGCAGCGGUCCCAUGGUUGUGACGAGCCUCACAGAGGAGCUGAAGAAACUCGCUAAGCAGGGCUGGUACUGGGGGCCCAUCACGCGCUGGGAGGCGGAGGGGAAGCUCGCAAACGUGCCGGACGGGUCCUUCCUCGUCCGGGAUAGUUCUGACGACCGGUAUCUUUUAAGUUUGAGCUUUCGCUCCCACGGUAAGACACUUCACACGAGAAUCGAGCACUCGAAUGGCAGGUUUAGCUUCUAUGAACAGCCAGAUGUGGAAGGACAUACGUCUAUAGUUGACCUAAUUGAGCAUUCAAUCAGGGACUCUGAAAACGGAGCUUUUUGUUAUUCAAGGUCUCGGUUGCCUGGAUCUGCCACCUACCCCGUCAGACUGACCAACCCAGUGUCACGGUUCAUGCAGGUGCGCUCUUUGCAGUACCUGUGUCGUUUUGUUAUACGUCAGUAUACCAGAAUAGACUUAAUUCAGAAACUGCCUUUGCCAAACAAAAUGAAGGAUUAUUUACAGGAGAAGCACUACUGAAAGAUGGAGAACCCUGCAUCUUGCACUUUGGGAAUAAGAAAAAGAGAUUGAAACACAGUUUACAAACUUUCAUUGCCAUCAAAAUCUUUUGCUGCCAUAACUAUUUCAGUUUUACGUGUGAGUCAUCCGUUUGUUUAGGGGUGGGGACCUGUCUGCAACGUGUCUUGGGUUUAUUUUAGUUCUUUAAAAAGGGAAGUCCUGAGGUUUUACAAGUGUGAAUUAUCUUUCAUCAAUGUGCAGAAUAAUCACAAUGUGAAUUAUCAGAUUCUCCUUAAUGCCCCCAAACCCCCAUUCUUUGCUGCUAUCCACUGUGAUUUUUAUGCAUUAAAAGCACAUUUCAUGUGUAUUCAACCCUAAGUAAAGUUGAAUGAAACUUAGAAAGUGAAAAUUACUGUAUCUUUUUAAAUGGCCCAUUUUCAAAAUAUUGUGUUAAAUAAACAUACUGUGUGAGAAAACACAAUUUACAUAUACACUGAAAAUAAUUUUUUAAUCUCAUAUUUUAAAAAGAUUUAUUUAGAAUUAUGAGUUGACAUAAUGUUGGGUAAUGGAAUGCAGAUCUGUAACAUGUCUUUUACAACACGCUUUUCUAAAUUAUUGUUAAGGCUGUGCUACUUUUUUUUGGUUGUGAAAAGUUGAAUUUUUCUGUUGCCUUCAUUUUCAUCUUGUGGUUUGUCGAUUUUAAUAAAUGGCCUUAUAUGAAAAAAUUGUAAAGAAAUGUAUACCACCAAUUUUGAGAUUGUUGCCUUUUCUGUCAUUAAACUCGGGUACAAAUUGGCAUAACAUAUGAAGAUCUAUGGGACUAGAAUUAAAGAAAUAUUAGAUGAUCAUA
This is a messenger RNA of Galeopterus variegatus (Sunda flying lemur), 2437 nucleotides long. It is a transcript of the gene SOCS6, whose product is annotated as suppressor of cytokine signaling 6. Gene Ontology annotation, cellular component: phosphatidylinositol 3-kinase complex. Gene Ontology annotation, molecular function: 1-phosphatidylinositol-3-kinase regulator activity. The coding region runs from base 1 to 1608 and encodes 535 amino acids. NCBI's taxonomy places the organism in Eukaryota, Metazoa, Chordata, Mammalia, Dermoptera, Cynocephalidae. Gene Ontology annotation, biological process: phosphatidylinositol phosphate biosynthetic process; intracellular signal transduction; protein ubiquitination. The record is from RefSeq and is a predicted model, not a curated record. The transcript has a single exon.